Arvicola amphibius (Eurasian water vole) is the source of this 2081-nucleotide messenger RNA. RefSeq names its product pyruvate dehydrogenase kinase 3 (gene Pdk3). The transcript is spliced from 12 exons. Gene Ontology annotation, biological process: regulation of glucose metabolic process; protein phosphorylation. Gene Ontology annotation, cellular component: mitochondrion. Gene Ontology annotation, molecular function: pyruvate dehydrogenase (acetyl-transferring) kinase activity. Bases 190 to 1437 code for a protein of 415 amino acids. The record is from RefSeq and is a predicted model, not a curated record. Lineage: Eukaryota; Metazoa; Chordata; Mammalia; Rodentia; Cricetidae.
CCACGGCUGCCUUCACUGCCAUCGGUGCUUGUUUAGGUGCUGCUGCAGCCACGGCUCUGGUGGCGCCAAGGCCGAGCCCCAGGUGGAGGUAAAGCCCCGCCGGCGCCGCCUCCGUGUGGCGGCUCGGCGUCGGCGGCCCCUGCGGCUAUCCGGGACGUCUCGGCGGAUGUGCGCAGUGCCCGAGUGAGGAUGCGGCUCUUCUACCGGCUGCUCAAGCAGUCGGUGCCCCAGCAGAUCGAGCGCUACUCCCGCUUCUCUCCGUCACCGCUCUCUAUCAAACAGUUCCUGGACUUUGGUAGAGAUAAUGCAUGUGAAAAAACUUCAUAUAUGUUUCUGCGUAAGGAGCUUCCUGUUCGACUGGCUAACACAAUGAGAGAGGUUAAUCUUUUGCCGGAUAACUUGUUGAACCGCCCUUCAGUGGGAUUAGUUCAGAGUUGGUACAUGCAGAGCUUCCUUGAACUUUUAGAAUAUGAAAACAAGAGCCCAGAAGACCCACGGAUUUUAGAUAGCUUUCUCCAUGUUCUGAUUAACAUCAGAAACAGACACAACGAUGUUGUUCCUACAAUGGCUCAAGGCGUGAUUGAGUACAAGGAAAAGUUUGGAUUUGAUCCAUUUAUUAGCAGUAACAUCCAAUAUUUCCUGGAUCGUUUUUAUACCAACCGCAUUUCUUUCCGCAUGCUUAUUAACCAACACACACUUCUGUUUGGUGGUGACACUAAUCCUGCUCAUCCUAAACACAUAGGAAGUAUUGAUCCCACCUGUAAUGUCGCUGAUGUGGUGAAAGAUGCAUAUGAAACAGCAAAGCUGCUCUGUGAACAGUAUUACCUGGUUGCCCCAGAGCUGGAAGUAGAAGAAUUCAAUGCCAAAGCACCAAACAAACCUAUUCAGGUAGUUUAUGUGCCCUCACAUCUGUUUCACAUGCUAUUUGAGUUGUUCAAGAACUCCAUGAGAGCAACAGUUGAACUACAUGAAAACAGAAAAGAGGGCUACCCACCUGUUAAAACUCUUGUCACUCUGGGUAAAGAAGACUUGUCCAUUAAGAUAAGUGACCUAGGUGGUGGAGUCCCUCUUCGGAAAAUAGACCGUCUUUUCAACUACAUGUAUUCAACUGCCCCUCGACCCAGCCUGGAGCCUACAAGAGCUGCUCCCUUGGCUGGAUUUGGUUAUGGCUUGCCAAUCUCUCGUCUGUAUGCCAGAUAUUUCCAGGGCGAUCUAAAACUGUAUUCCAUGGAAGGAGUGGGUACUGAUGCUGUCAUUUAUCUGAAGGCCCUUUCAAGUGAGUCCUUUGAGAGACUACCAGUUUUCAAUAAGUCCGCGUGGCGCCAUUACAAGACUACUCCUGAAGCUGAUGACUGGAGCAAUCCCAGCAGCGAACCAAGGGACGCAUCAAAAUACAAGGCUAAACUGGACAAGAUCAAGACUAAUAGAACAUUGUAGAAAACCGAGUGCUGUGGUCAUCUCUGAAGAUGGAUUAUCUUCUGCAAGUUAACCAGACACCUUAUUCUACCAACUCUUAAUCAUGGCACUAUUGUUAUUCUGAAUGCUUUAUUAUGUUGCUUCCUUUAUAUUGACUCAGUGUUUCCCAUAGAGCGCUUCCUCUAGUGAAUCCACUCGUACCUUCCACUAAAGUUGUAACCUGAACAGUUUGUCAUGGUGUUUUUCUGUGGCAUCACUUGCCUCCGUCACAGUAGAGCACGGAGCCUCCUUAGCACUCUUGUACCCUGUACUCUGUAUCUUAUCAUGGAUUUAGCAUCUAAGUCUUCCCAAGAUUCUGAGCACCUUCCUCUUUCCAGGUACAGCAGAUCCUACUGUUGACUUCGUGACCUCCAGCUAGGGCCUGGGGAGUCUGGAAGGGGAAGGUGUCAGUAGAGUACAUCUUGCAAAUUCAACCCCACGGUUCUUCCUGUUCCAUAUAUGCACCGCCUUCACUCUCUGAAUCAGUGUUGUGCCGACUUCCAUCUGACUGUAUUCUCAUCGUGAGGUGUGGUACUUUCGGAUUAAAACCUACUCAUCUGUAUUAUUUUUACUUUAAAGUUCGUUUGCAUACUUCUCUUCCAUUGAUUAAAGUACUCUAAAAGUUG